GAGCUCUGAGACUUAUUUAAACUAGUUGAAAAGGAGGAGAAUAUGUCACCUUUAAGGCUGCUUUCACCAGCUUUUUACCCCCUUAAAGUAAGCAGGAUCUAAAGGGGAUGUGAAUGUGCUGCAGUGUUUUGUCUCAGUAACCUGACGAUGAGGGGCGGCAGAAUCUCAGUCUGUAGGGACUAAGGUCAAGUGACAGUGCAGACCAAAAUAUGGAAGUUGGUCUGGUAGCUUGAGAGGUCACAGGUCACUUCCCGAGUCCAGCUCUGGUGCACCCCCUGUGUAGCUGCCCCACUCUGUCAUCUCUCUUUUAAUGCAUGUCCACAGCUCCUGUUUGUGCAUGUGUGUAGAAUUUCCCCUCAGGGAUCACUAAUGUAAAAUGAAAACUAUUACUGUGUUGGCUGAGCAAGACUACUACUAAAAUAUGCAGCCAUCUUUCCAACUCUCCUAUUUAAAAAAUUGACUGAUAACACUGACUGAAGUGAUAAUUACCGCCUUCUCUUUUCCUGCAGGAUUAUAAAACUGACCAACUUUUAGCACGUUUGUGUUUGCACUGAAAAAUUUAGGAUGUCUACCACAGGAUGGAAAUAUAAAAGCUGCAACCAUGAGCUGUACUUCCCAAACUGUAUUUUUGUAAACGACCAGCCAGGUGUUAAACACACUGGAGACAGAUAUGUGCAGUUCAUAAGAUUUGAAUACAAUGAUUUGAAUAAGGGCAGCCGUUUUCCGCUCAUCAUUAUUGCAUAUUGAGUCCAUCUCUGGUGCAGCAAUGAGCAAGACUGGAGGCUGCUGCAAGAGCUUUCUGCAUUUUCUGUUUGAUUAUGAAACCAAUAAAACACUGGUGAUUACAAGCCUCGGGGUCGGAUGUUUCUUCAGGCUCAGCCAGCUCGCGGUGCUGCUGUAUGCGGUGGGGUAUGUGUUGAUGGUGCAAAAGGCCUACCAGCAGACAGACACAGUCAUGAGUACCAUCACCACUAAAGUGAAAGGGUUCGCCUUCACCAACAGGUCGGACAUGGAUCCACACUUCUGGGAUGUGGCUGAUUAUGUGAUCCCUCCUCAGGGUGGGGAUUCAUUCUUUGUGCUAACGAACAUGGUGAUAACUCCACAUCAAACUCAAUCACGAUGUCUCGAGCUCCCAGGCCCAUCAGCUACUUGUGUGGACGAUUGUGACUGUAUUGAGGGAUACAAUGAUCCUCGAGGCAAUGGUAUUCGGACAGGUCUGUGUGAGAACUAUUCCACCACUGCUCGGACUUGUGAAGUGCUCUCAUGGUGCCCUCUUGAAAAAGACACAAAUCUCCCUCAACACCCACUGCUGGCUGCUGCAGAGAACUUCACAGUGUUGAUCAAAAACAGCGUAACAUACCCCAAGUUUAACUUCCACAUGAGAAACAUAUUGCCUCACAUUAACUCCUCAUACCUCAAGAGGUGCAUAUUCAAUCGUACGACAGAUCCGGACUGCCCUAUAUUUCGCCUUAAACACAUCAUUUCAGAGGCCGGAGAGGACUUUGAAGACAUGGCCGUUAAGGGUGGGAUCCUUGGUAUCAUUAUUGACUGGAGCUGCGACCUGGACUGGUGGGCGGGGAAGUGUUUCCCCAAGUACAGCUUCCGCAGGCUGGACAACAAAAAUCCUACCAAUAACGUGGCUCCUGGUUACAACUUCAGGUUUGCAAAAUACUUCAAGACACCGGAUGGAGCGGAAACCAGAACCCUGAUUAAAGCAUACGGGAUCCGGUUCGAUAUCCUCGUGUUUGGAACGGCAGGGAAAUUUGGAAUUGUACCGAUGAUAGUGAGCUUAGGUGCAGGACUGUCGUUUCUUACUCUGGUUCCUCUUGUUGCUGAUGUGUUUAUGUUGACAUGUGCGAGAAAGAGGCAUCUGUACAACAAACACAAAGUCACAUAUCUGAACGAGGAUGAGGACACUGAACCAAUGUCGAUGGCCACCUCAUAUGGGACACAGUAACGUGGUCACAUCGACGCGGGAACGUUUGUCUGCAGAAGGAAUUUAACCUGUACUUUAAUAAUCACAAUAAAGUAGUAUCACUUCAACAUCAUGAAUUAUCAAAUAAAACAGGUUAAAUGUUAAAAUCUAA
Labrus bergylta (ballan wrasse) is the source of this 2087-nucleotide messenger RNA. It is a transcript of the gene p2rx4b, whose product is annotated as purinergic receptor P2X, ligand-gated ion channel, 4b. Gene Ontology annotation, molecular function: extracellularly ATP-gated monoatomic cation channel activity; purinergic nucleotide receptor activity. The record is from RefSeq and is a predicted model, not a curated record. Lineage: Eukaryota; Metazoa; Chordata; Actinopteri; Labriformes; Labridae. Gene Ontology annotation, cellular component: nuclear inner membrane; plasma membrane. Gene Ontology annotation, biological process: response to ATP; calcium ion transmembrane transport.